AGCGAAACAAAACAAGGCAAGCAACAUCGAAAUAUUCAUCGGGCGGAUCAUAAAUGUCUUCUUAUUUACUGAAACACCUGCCUAACAGAGUUACUCAGGGCCUAAUCCAGUCCUACUUCACAGUCCAAACUUGGCGAUCUGUCGGCUUCCGGGGAACUCACAGCUCUGCAGACUUUGCCAGGCUCAAAACCAUGGAUGUGAAGAUUCUGCCCGCUCUCCAGGACAACUACAUGUACCUGAUAGUGGACAAGGCCACCAGGGAUGCGGCUAUUGUGGAUCCGGUGGAUCCGGGCGCGGUGAUAUCGGCUGUUGAGGAGGAGAAGGUCAACUUGGUGAAAGUGUUGACAACGCACCAUCACUGGGAUCACGCUGGCGGGAAUGAGAAGCUGGUGAAGGACUUCAAGAAGAGCGCACUGGAAGUGCUCGGCGGCGAUGAUCGCAUCGGCGCCCUGACCAGGAAGGUUUCCGACGGUGACACCUUCAAGAUUGGCAAUCUGAACGUUCGCUGCCUCUUCACGCCCUGCCACACCACUGGCCACAUCUGCUACUACGUCCAGGCGGAGGACGAGGGCGCGGUCUUCACGGGAGACACACUCUUCAGCGCUGGCUGUGGGAGAUUUUUCGAAGGCACGCCCGAGCAGAUGUUCACGGCGCUGGUGGAGAAGCUCUCGGCCCUGCCGGAUGACACGAAGGUCUUCUGUGGGCACGAGUACACGGCGGCGAACCUCAAGUACGCCCUGCACGUGGAGCCGGACAAUCCGGCGGUGCAGCAGAGAAUCCAGUGGACGAAAGAGCGACGCGAUGCGAAGCUUCCCUCAGUUCCCUCCUCAAUUGGCGAGGAGAAGACCUUCAAUCCCUUCAUGCGGGUCAACGAGAAGAGCGUGCAGGAGCACGCCAAGGCGUCCGAUGGCGUCGCCACGAUGGGCUUUUUGAGGCGCGAGAAGGAUUCAUUCAAGGCCUGAAUUCAACAGUGGUGAGGGUGUUUUUGCCAUUUUCGAUCCUUGUUUGACAGAGAAUACCCAAAUCAUGAAUAAAUUAAGGGGAUAUUUUUA
This is a messenger RNA of Phlebotomus argentipes, 1052 nucleotides long. It is a transcript of the gene tzn, whose product is annotated as hydroxyacylglutathione hydrolase, mitochondrial. NCBI's taxonomy places the organism in Eukaryota, Metazoa, Arthropoda, Insecta, Diptera, Psychodidae. The coding region runs from base 54 to 962 and encodes 302 amino acids. Gene Ontology annotation, molecular function: hydroxyacylglutathione hydrolase activity. The record is from RefSeq and is a predicted model, not a curated record. The transcript is spliced from 3 exons.